Messenger RNA from Agrilus planipennis (emerald ash borer), 1244 nucleotides. RefSeq lists its product as uncharacterized. Lineage: Eukaryota; Metazoa; Arthropoda; Insecta; Coleoptera; Buprestidae. Bases 66 to 1163 code for a protein of 365 amino acids. The record is from RefSeq and is a predicted model, not a curated record. The transcript has 6 exons.
GAUUGAAUUUUGACAAUACAAUUUUUUUUCAUGUCAGGUAGAAAAUAAAUCUAAAUUUUUGAAAAAUGGAAGGAUUUGAUGCUACAUGUCCUGCUGUACCUCCACAUAGUGCAUUGGGCAAACCCGACAGUUUAAACUCAGAAUUCCUGUACUACAGUUCUAUACUCAAAGUCCUCGCACCAGCUAUGUCAGAAGAAUAUCAGCGACAACAGAUAGUGCCGUGGAUAAAGAAACUUUUUAGACCUGAAUAUCAUAGUUCCAAAUUUCGAGAAAAAAGAAACAGAUAUCUUCUGUACUUAACAAUAACCUUACUGAAUGACGAGUCUUAUGGCAUUUUCACCACGUGUCCACCAGAAGGAGCGUUGCCCGAAUUACACGAUCUAGAACACGUUCCCGUUCCGGCAGCUGAAUGGGAAUUGGAUAGAAUGUGGGUAGAAACAUUGAACGGUCUUCCAAAGGAUUUUCAAUGUCUACAGUGUUCAAUUCAUAAGAACAGUCACGAAUGUGAAAAGGACCACAAACUGGAUAUGGAAUGUUCUUCAGCACCUCGGUUACAGCUGCUUGAAUGGCUGGGAUAUCAUCAUAAAAUGCUCCUUUCAUCUUGGUUUUCAAUUUUGGAAAUAGGAAAUAGUCACAUGGUGAUAAAUCAGGCGAAUACGGAGGGAGCAAUGAGGAGCUCCGUGGCUAUAACUGAGGAGCACUCGGGAAUCAAAAGAGCCGAGUUUGCCCGACUGUGGUCUAUCCGACAAGAAGCGGCCUCCAUGCCCGCUCGCGCCGAGGGAAAUUUAAAACAUGAAGAAGAUGACGUGAAGUUUAAUUCUCCGAUAUCGAAUGAUUCAACUGCCUCUACUACAAGUUUCACUUCUGUUUUGUACUACCGUUGUCAGUUACGAACAUCUCAUAUUUCUAUAACGAUCUCAUCUACAUUUUCAAGGUACGCUUGCAGUUUGAGAUUGGCUGGUCCGUUCAUGGAAUAUCCACCAUGGAAGUCCCUUCAACCACUUGCAGAAGCGGCCAAAUUAGCUGUAAAUACAAAGCCUAUCACUGAUCCCACAGGACCGGAUGCGAACGAAUUUUUGGCUGGACAACCAAUACCAGAAGAGGGAGCCUUUUGCUACAUAGCUAUUACUGGAGAAUUAGUAGCUUCCAGUUUUGGAAAAUAGUGAACAUUUACCAAAAGUUUUUUCAAUGUAUUAAUUAUCAAGGAUUGUGAACGGAAAAUUUAAAAAUAGUAACCUUAGAAA